Messenger RNA from Lacerta agilis (Sand lizard), 1153 nucleotides. Its product is annotated as twist-related protein 2-like. The coding region runs from base 294 to 794 and encodes 166 amino acids. The transcript is spliced from 2 exons. Gene Ontology annotation, molecular function: RNA polymerase II transcription regulatory region sequence-specific DNA binding; DNA-binding transcription factor activity, RNA polymerase II-specific; protein dimerization activity. Lineage: Eukaryota; Metazoa; Chordata; Lepidosauria; Squamata; Lacertidae. The record is from RefSeq and is a predicted model, not a curated record. Gene Ontology annotation, biological process: regulation of transcription by RNA polymerase II; developmental process.
GCCUUACCCUAUCCGUAAAGGGCAUGAACAUUUUCAUAACGUCCCUCCUCUCUUUAGCCCUUUAGGAAGGGUGGAGGGAAAGGAGGGUGAAUAAGCAGAUCCUUGAAGUUUGGAGCAACUCAGAAAGCCUCUGCCGCUCUGGAAGCCGUGGGGCUUUUUUGGGGGGGAAGGGUCCGACCCUUAAGGUUGCCCCAUUUGAACCUCAGGUCGCCUUGGCUUGGAUGCACCACGGCCUGCUAGAUCCAGGUCCUUGCCGCGUCUGCUGAGAGGGAAGGGAAGGCGUUUCGCGAAGGAUGAAAGAGGAAAGCAUGUGCCCAGAUUCACCGGAGGGUAGCCUGGUGACCAGCGAGGAGGAGAGCGAGAGGGUCCCCAAAAAAGGCCUGCGCAAGAGGACCCAACUGGGGAAGCCCUUGGCCUCGGCUCCCCUGCAGGAGUGCAGUGCCCCCUCGCCCCAGGGCAAGCGCAGCAAGCGCAGCCCCGUGCCACAGACCUUCGAGGACAUGCACACGCAGCGGGUGAUUGCCAACGUGCGGGAGCGCCAGCGCACCCAGUCGCUCAACGAUGCCUUCGCUGAGCUGCGCAAAAUCAUUCCCACGCUGCCUUCCGACAAGCUCAGCAAGAUCCAGACACUCAAGCUGGCAGCGCGGUACAUCGACUUCCUCUACCAGGUUCUGCAGAGCGAUGAGCUCGACCACAAGAUCUCCAGCUGCAACUACCUGGCCCACGAGAGGCUCAGCUACGCCUUCUCCGUCUGGAGGAUGGAAGGGGCCUGGUCCAUGUCAGCAUCCCACUGAGACCCGCCGGGAAGGUCCAUUCAGGAAGGUGGCCAGCAGGUAACAUGCUUCUGCCUCACCCAAGAGCAGCAACAGAGGAACUCUUCUCCAGAGAAACUCAGGGCAUAUACUCUGUAUGAUUCUCCAUCACCAGCUCAAAAAACGAGACCAAACGUGAUCACCAUCCUCUUGGAGAGAAGAGAGCCCAGCUGAGAUCUAGGAUGGGGAAUCCAGACUUUCCACCAUUACUCUGGGAAGAACUGCAGACAUAAGCGAGGCAGCGAUUCAAAGCAGGCCCCAGACUGCUUUUGCUUGUAACAAGCUGAUCUCAAAAUGUAUAUCUAGAACUCUUUCAAUGAGCUAAUUUAUUUUUGAAUUUG